UCCCUUUCCUUUGGUGGAGACAAGGAAACCAAAGUAUCUCUGUUACAUAAUAUCGACUCUUUAAAUUCAAGAGCCAGGAGGCUGAGAGACAGAUCUCACCGAAGUCGUAACUCCAGGCGGAGGGGAAUUCUCCAGUCAGAUCUGAUCAAGGCUGUUUUUGCCCUGCAGACAUGAGUGAGGUGACCCGAGAGUCACUGGAAGCAGCCCUGAAGCAGCUGAGCUGUCACUUUACAUGGCAUUUAUUUAAGGAUGAGAGCAACAUCGAGAACCUGGAGGAGAAGAUCGUAGACGGCAUUGGGUUUCUGUGCCCUCAGUCCAAAGCGUCGGGGCACAACCUCCUGGCCUACCUGAAGCAUCUGCAGGGUCGCAACGAGGAAGCCCUGAGCUGCCUCCAGCGAGCCGAAGAGCUGACCCAGCAGGAGCACCCUGGUCAGGCUGAAGUCAGGAACCUGGUCACCUGGGGCAACUAUGCCUGGCUGUACUACCACAUGGGCCGGCUGGAGGAGGCCCGCACCUACCUGGACAAGGUCGCGCAGACAUGCAGGAAGUUUGCAAACCCAUACAGGAUCGACUGCCCGGAGAUGGACUGUGAGGAAGGCUGGGCCAGGCUCAAGUGUGGCAAUCGCUAUGCAGAGCGGUCCAAGGCCUGUUUUGAGAGGGCUCUGGAGAAGGAGCCCCUCUGCCUGGAGCUUCGUGUGGGCCUGGCCAUUGCCACCUGUGGUCAGGUUGAAGUUGGCAGAUCAUGGAGGCACCAACCUCUUGACCUCCUGAGGCAGACCCUUGAGCUGGAUCCUGACAACAAUUACCUCAAGGUGCUCCUGGCCUUGAAACUCCAGAAAAUGAACGACAAUGCCACGGGAGAAAAGUUAGUGGAAGAAGCCUUAGAAGAAGCCCAGUCACCAGAGGUCUUCCGGCUGGCCGCCAAAUUUUACCGGAGCCAAGGUUUCCUGGAAAAAGCCCUCAGCCUGUUUGAGAAGGCUUUGGAGUUUCAGCCCGCCACGAGUUCACUCUACCACCAGAUUGGAUGUUGUUAUCGGACCCUGGCCAGCCAGAUCCUUCACAGAGACAAAAUGGAGGGGCUACAGGACCGUGGGACCCGAGAGAAGGUGCGGCAGCUGCACAGCCGUGCCGCCGAAUAUAUGGAAAAAGCCCUGGAGAAGAGCGGCUGCUACCCUAACAUGUACUUAGACCUCGCCUCCAUGUAUGCAGCGCUAGGCCACCACAAGAAGGCGGAAGCCAUCUACCAAAAAGCACUUCUCAUGGAGCCUCUCACAGCCAAAGAGAAACAGCAGAUCCACCAGCGUUAUGGGAACUUCCAGGACUAUUUCCGGGGCCAGACAGAUACUGCCAUUUACCAUUAUUUAGAAGGUAUGAAAAUACAAGAAAAAUCUGCUGAGUAUGAGAAAAUGAAGGCCAGACUGCAGGAAUUAGCAGACCAGCAGAGAUCCCAGAAGCCACCUACCCUGCAGGGCUGGAGGCUGCUGGGGUUCUCGGCCAAGAUGGAAGGAAAUGAGUCACUGGCCAUUGAGUACUAUGAGAAGGCCCUGGGCAUCCUGCUGAAACCCUCUAGCUCAGGCGUUGCAAGCCUCUUCACCUCUCCUUCCUCUCCAGAGGCAGAGAGAGAUGAGGGCCCGGGAAGGGUCCUGUUCCAAGGGCCCGGUAAUAGGGCCACUUCUGUGCUCAAUGGGGAGAACAAAACCAGGCAAGAAAGACAGGAGUUGCCUCUGAAGAUGAAUGGAUGCUCGGGAAGAGCCAGCCCUCUCUUCCUAGGGCCUCAGAGCAGGGCCGCCUUUGCGUGCAGUUGCAAUGAAAAAGUGUGAAUAAGAACUGGUUGCCUAGAAUGACCAGAGGAAUAACGGUAUUGGAGACGCUGGCUGUGAUGCACGAGAUGGCUUGACUGGGAUGCUCAUGGUUCCCUGGCAGCCUCCUCUGCUCCAAGCGACAGGCCUGUCAUUUUUUAGGGAUAAUGGGCAAAAGGACCUGUAGCCUCCUGAGGACAUUGUUCAGCUUUGGCCCAAGAGCUACAGAUUUCUUCUUUGUCUUCUCUGAUCCCACGGUGAUAGCAUCACUUCAUGACAGAGUCCAUUAGGGGCUCCACAUUGCCCCCAAGUAAUGUCUGAACUCAGCUCAGCGUUUGAGGAACUUCCCAGUCUGGUUGUGAUUGACUCCUUUGGACCCCUCAUAGCACCUUCCCUCAGGAGCCCUCCAGGCUACAUCUGAACUGGCCUCAGUGUGCUGAUUCUACCCACCUUUGAGCUCUGCUCAUGAGAUUUCCUAGGCUAGACAUCAGUUCACCUGCUUCCCUUUCUGUUCCCAGCCGCCUUUCAAUAGGCAGCUCAAAUGUAUCAUUUCCUGCCCUUAUCUCCUGCUGCUGGAAACAGCUCCUCUCCCCUCGGACAGCCUCAUCUGCAGCUCUCUCAUCCAUGUCGCAUGGGCAGUGUUCAUGUAUAGUUCCCCUCCCCUCCUGUUCCCCUUUUGACUUUGUAACAUGUGUCCUUAGGACAGUGCCUGGCACACAUAAGAUGUUAAUAUAUGCUUGUAGAUUGACAGAGUUGUGUUUUGGUCAUCUUGGCAUCUGACAUGUGGCAGGCUAUAUUUUGAUAACUGUAUUUAAGUGCAUUUAAGUGUCUUAUUCGAGCAACCUUCACUAGAAUGCCCAAGGGCAUUCUCAAGGGAGACAGAAAAGGUCAAGAACUCCCCUUAUCCUUGGCUCUCAUGACUGUUAUCACCAAGACAAAGCAGACUGAGCUGUCCUUCUCUCCUGUACACAGUUCCUGCCCUAUUUCUGCCUGCUCCCUCCAUCACCCUUAAAUCUUUAACCCUCAAUGCUGGCUGUUCUCCACCCCUUUCAUGACUUCUCCUUUUGGACUGACCUCCAGGAUCCUUUUCACAUCCCUUCCCAAAUGGGGUGGCUGGGAGAGAGUUCAGACCAACUUGUUCUGGGUCCUAUGUCCCCCGAAGGGUGUCUCUGUUCUUGAAAGAAGGCAGCUCAAGCUGGCAGCAAAGCUUCAGACCCAUUCCAGGACACAUGUGGUCAGGCAGUUUUGGGGGCUGUCACAUUCAAAGGCAGUCUCUGAAGUGGAUAAAGAUCCACUUAAAGAUCGUUGAACAGAAUUGACCCAUAGUUCAGAAGACUCAGAGUUGGGAGGGACUUCCUUGGGGAAGUCACUUACUCUGGGCCUCAGUUUCCACAUUGUAAAAAUGGGAACAUUGCACUAGAUGACCGUGGGGUCCCUUCUGGUUUUAAAUCUGACCCUAUUUGACUGAUUCCACCUUACCAGUGAGAAGACCAAGGUCCAGUGAGAGAGAAAGUGUAUUAUCCAAUGUCACAAAAUGAAUGAAGAUCAGAACUGGGGCCCAUACCCAGACUUUCUCACUCCUGAUGUCUUCUGCUCUUGACCUCUCCCCACCAAAUAUGUAGUCUUCUUACUAGGACCUAGCUUGGCCAAAAAAAUGAAACAAAACAAAAUAUCCCAAACCAAAACCCAAAAGGAGAUGGGCUAUUUUGCUGGAAAGAGGGACAGUCAUAAAUGAUAAAAUAGGCCUCACUUCCUCAUGGCUGUGGCUCCUUCUUUGAAGAUGUCUGAGAGGGCAGCUAGUUCUUUGUGUCAUGUUGCCUGCAACCAGAUUGUACACUGAACGGAGAGGCGUGAAAUAAACUUGAGACAUGGGCCAGGCGGA
Molecule: messenger RNA, 3681 nt
Organism: Phascolarctos cinereus (koala)
Lineage: Eukaryota; Metazoa; Chordata; Mammalia; Diprotodontia; Phascolarctidae
Product: interferon-induced protein with tetratricopeptide repeats 3-like
Biological process (GO): defense response to virus
Cellular component (GO): cytosol
Molecular function (GO): protein binding
Source: RefSeq, a predicted model, not a curated record